CUGGGACCCGCCCUGCCCUGCCGUGCCGCCCGUCACUCAUCCGUCUGCAAGCAGGACAGCCUGACUCGCCUUCUUGUGCUGGCUUCCAUGGCAACAAACUAGGACCGCAUUCGGAAAUCUUCAACGCGCCGCUUACCUCACGGUCGCUUGCAACGAUGGGAUGAUGUGGCCCAACGAGGUAUUUGGCAGAACACGCAGCACCCGGGCUAGGCUAGGCUAACGGGGAGAGCUCGACGCUAGCCAAGGCUAGCCUCCCUCCACCUGCAAGCUGUCGCUAACUGCGCCUCACGGGGAUGGAACGCGUGAAGGAACACGAGUGUGGCGCUCUUUCGACUUCGCCAACACCACAGUGGACGCCAGAGUGUAAUCAUGACGGCGCUCACGCCAAAUCGAGCGGAUUUAUGGCGCUAUCUGCUGCCAAGCGACCAUCCAUCGGGGAAGACGAGGCGACUGGUGGCGCCGAGGCAAAACUCUUGACAGGGAAGGGACUGGCGGCCACCUCCCUUCUGCAGAUUGCCAUCAGGAAUGGGAUCUACCAAAACCAAGUUGCUAACGCUAUUGGCGGCGCGGUCAAGAACAUCAACAUGCCCUCGGCGAAGACUGGCAACAUUUACAGCCUUACAUCGGCCAACAGCGGCACUUCGAGCAACUCGUUGCUGAGCAAGAGACGGCAGCGGCACAAGCGGAAUCUGUCGCUGGGCUGCCCGCCGACCAGCAGCUCCUCUCCCAGCGCGUCUUCCGCCGAGGCGUCCGGCGUCGCCCCUUCAGCCUCUCCGCUGAGCACCCUGAGUCUGGAUCGGAAAACCUUCCUCAGGCAGAAGCAAUCCAAGCAGCUCCUGGCCUCCGACAAGGGAUGGGUGCGAUCGGACCUGAGAAGGGGUUGCAUUCACGUCCACGACUGGCUCUUGCCCACCUACCCAAGGCCAGUGCUGUGCACAGUAGACACUCUGGCCGCAGAGGUGGUCAGCAAGCUGGAAGCAAAUAAGAGUGAGGGUGUCUUAAGAGUCACUUGCCAGACAACAACUGAGAAAGAUAUUCAUGGACAGACUGAUGACACGCGUAGUGCUGGAUCAGAUCCCACAGACGUGAAGACAAAAGCAAAUGAGGCUCUGCUAUUUAACAGCCAGGCGAAACCAUGUUUUGAGUCUGAUCUCUUCUUAGAUGAUUCAAUUGCAACUAACUCUUCAUCAGAGCUUUGCCUGAACGACAUUGGCUUGGAAGUCAACUUUAGUGCAAGCGAUUGUUGUGGCGCGUACUCUGGAUCAGAUUUGGAGACCAGUACUUGUGAGGACAUCAGCCUGGGAGGACCCAAAAGCACGCCGCAGCAGGACUCCCUCAGUGAAGUCGCAGGUUUGCCUAUAGACUCGCCGGUAUUGAGCCCAAACUGUGACAGUGCCACAGAGGGACCCGAUCCGUUUGAGAGCUCGUCCGAUGAGCUGGAGCUCACUUCUUCUCCGACACGCUCAGCUGGUGAUUCUCCCGCAGACCCACCUUCAACCGCAUACCUCUCAAAUGCUCCAAAGCGACCGAUCGGCUCGCUGGGAGACGCCAGCGAGGCUGCCGCCGGCGACGGCAAGAAUUCACCUCAACUGUCAAAGGCCACCUCCAAAUGCUCCAGCAGCUCUCAGACAAGUGAGCGAGCGUCGGUGCGACUCGACCCGGAGAUCGAUGCGGGGAGCAGACUGCGGCCCGAGCAGAUCAAUAGCAGUCCGACUCCAGCGCUCUUUGUCCAGCUGCAUGGCGGCGUUGUGCGACGUCUGCACGACGACGAGAGACCACUACAAAUAUUGAAUGAAUACCUGAGCAACCUGGGCUUUGAAGACCCGUGGAGGGUCCAGGAGGAGGGAAUGAAUGCGGGCAUUGGCAGCCUCAUUCGCUUCUACUUUGGAAAGCCUCGGAGCGCGGGCGGUUCGGAGCGUGUGCAGCUUUCCGGGGUAUUCAAUGUGCGCAAAGGGAAGCCGGUGCUGCCUGUCAACCGCUGGUCCAAACGGCAGGUCACGCUAAGCGGAACCUGCCUUCUCGUGUCGUCCGUCAAGCACGCCCACACGGGCAAGAUCCACGUGCUGCCUCUCAUUGGAGGCAAGGUGGAGGAGGUGAAGAGGCACAGCCACUGCUUGGCGCUAAGCUCAGCGGGCCCCCAGAGCCAGACCUACUAUAUCAGCUAUGAGUCCUACACCGAGCACCUCUGCUGGCACAGAACCGCUUCCAAGAUUGCGUCCCAGCGGGUGAACUCUGUUGACCUGUCAUGCUGCAGUCUGGAGGAGUUGCCCACUCAGCUGUUUCACAGUCAGGACCUAACACAUCUCUAUCUCAAAAACAACUUCCUGUCCAUGAACAAAGGGCUUUCAGCACUUACCAGGUUCUGUAAACUGAGAACCCUGAGUUUGUCCAAUAACGCAAUGUCAGAGUUCCCACUGGCCGUAUGUGACCUCACGUCACUGACUGAGCUCAACUUGUCGGGAAAUUACAUUUCAACCCUUCCUGUGGAAGUUGGAAUCAUGCAAAACCUGCAGACGCUUCUUCUGGACGCCAACUGCCUGACUGCACUGCCCGCUGAGCUGGGCACCUUGGAGGCGUUGGUCUACCUUGGCUUGUCUUUCAACUGGUUCACCUGCAUCCCUCCUGUCCUGAAGAAGAUCAAAGACAUGGAGAAACUGUGCCUGGCAGGAAACCGAAUCUCGGUCCUGCACAUGGCCGGACCGCAGCCGUUGUGCGCUCGCCGCCACAUAGAUCUCAGGCUGAACCGGCUUGAAAGUGUGACGCUGGGAGACACGAAGCAGCUGGAGCACAUCGUGCAGCUGGACCUCAGGGACACCGGCUUGCAGCAGCUGGACGUCAGCGCCCUCUGCAAACUGGAGCUUCUCUACUGUGAUAGAAACCGACUCGCCGUCCUGCGAGUCAGCGGCCACGCCCUCAAGAGCCUGCAUGCCGCACGCAACGAGCUGCAAGAAGUGGAUGUGCGGCCUGUCCCGGAGAAUCUGACUCUUCUGGAUUUGUCCUGGAACAAGCUAAGUGCUGUCCCAGUUUGGGUAUGCGAAAGCAAUAAACUGGAACUUUUGGACAUCAAUCACAAUUCCGUGAGCGAGCUGCCCGUGCGCUUGCUAUCCAACGGCGGCCUCCGAAAGGUGCUAGCAGGCUGGAAUGCUCUGAGCCAGCUGGGCGAGGGCCCGGAGGCCUCCCAGCUCCAAAUCUUGGACCUGCAGCACAAUUGUCUCAAGGAGCUUCCAAACAACCUCUUCAUCAAAGCCCAGAACUUGCUCUAUCUGAAUGCCUCGGCCAAUAAGCUGGAGAGCCUCCCUGCCGCGAGCCCGUCGGAGGACACGUCGAGCAGCCUGGAGGAGCUCUAUGUCACCAACAACUGCUUGACAGACACGUGUGUCCCUCUCCUGAGCGGACAUGGCAACCUCAGAGUUCUUCAUCUCUCUUACAACCAGCUGCAGACCUUCACUGCCAGUAAGCUGGCCCAACUGGAGUGUCUGGAAGAGCUUGACCUGAGUGGCAAUCGGUUGAGGAGCGUGCCCACCACCAUCUUGAGCUGCCGCCGUCUGCAAAGCCUCUCUGCACACUCCAACUGUAUCAGCGCCUUUCCGGAGGUCCUGCAGCUGCCCGAGAUCAAGUGUGUGGACCUGAGCUGCAACGAGCUGACGGAGAUUACCUUGCCAGAGUCACUUCCCGCCAAACUGCAGGAGCUGGAUCUCAAGGGAAAUCCCCGCCUUAACUUGGACCACAAGAGCUUGGAGCUUCUCAAUAAUAUCCGAUGUUUAAGGGUGGAUCCGUCACCGUCCGCUCCCAGCGCCAGCGAGCGUCACGGAGCUCCUGCAGUCUGGAGUCACGGAUACACGGAAGCCUCCGGAAUCAAAAACAAGUUGUGUGUGGCCGCGCUUGCUCUGGACACCUUCUGUGGAGCCCGUGAAGCACUGUAUGGCGUUUUUGAUGGCGACAGAAAUGUUGAGGUGCCUUACCUGCUGCAGUGCACCAUGGGAGACGUGUUAGCCGAGGAGCUCCAAAGAGGCCCGAGCCUGGGAGACUACAUGACCAACACUUUCCUCACCAUGCAAAGGAAACUGGGCACGGCGGGCCAAAGGCUGGGCGGAUCGGCGGCGUUGUGUCACAUUAGACAUGCCCCCGCGCCUCCUGGCGAGCGCAGCGGCUGCUUCACUUUGAAAGCUGCCAACGUGGGCAGAUGCCAAGCCGUCUUGUGCCGAGAUGGAAAAGCCGUGCCGCUCUCGGCCAUCCACACCGUCCGAGAAGAGGUGGAGUGCCAGAGGGUCCGACAACAUAAUGCCAUCAUCACAGAGGACAAUAAAGUCAACGGCAUAACCGACUCCACCAGAAUGAUGGGAUAUUCCUUCCUGUGUCCGUCCGUCACCCCCCGGCCACACGUCUCCACGGUGAUGCUCACCCCACAGGAUGAGUUCUUCCUCUUGGGCAGCCGAGGCCUGUGGGACAUGUUGUCUCCCGGCGAGGCGGUGGAAGCGGUCCGGAAUGUUCCGGACGCCUUGGCCGCCGCCAAGAAGCUGGUCACGCUGGCUCAAAGCUACGGCUGCUCCGACAGCCUCAGCGCCGUGGUGGUCCGGCUCAGCAUUAGCGAAGACUGCUGCUGCUUCUGCGAGCUUCUGCCUCCGCCUCACAGUCCCGGUUUGGGCGGACGUGCGCACGCUCAGCCCUACUUGGGGAGCGGCGACAUGGCGCUUCCCCUGGCCUCCUCGGGAACCGUCAGCGAGCUUAGCAGCGAGUUCAGUGCGUCAGAGUUGAGCAGCGAGGUGGGCUCCACCGUGUCGUCAGAAGAUCCGCCGCAAGCCGAGCCGCCGUCGUGCCACUUGAGCCUGCUGGGGCGAAGCGGCGGGCGCUGGGUCACCUGCGCAAGUGGUGGCUUCCAGAGGCAGUCGUCCGACAACGGGCUUGACAGCGAAGACGAGGAGCCCAUCCCGGGGGUUUUCUCCAACGGCAGCCGAGUGGAGGUCGAGGCCGAUGUCCACAGUUUGCACGGCCCCCCACCGCGUGGCACGCGUGUUCCUCCCAGUGUGGCUUCCAGUCAUGAGUCUUGGGCUCCCCCUGUCACGCCACCCUCCCCCUGCCUCAGCGGGGAGACCCGCUCCAGCCCUCUGGGCCGGCGGGCUCGAGCCAACGGUUCUGUGGCGUGCCAAGGCAGGAACCAAGACCUGAUUGAGGAGGCGGCGGACGCCCCGCUCAAGAAGCAAGGGGGUUACUUUAACGCCUCCGCUCAGCCAGACCCCGAUGACCAGCUGAUCAUUCCGCCGGAGUUGGAGGAAGAAGUGCAGCAGAUCAUCCGACAGCAGCAGAUGGAGACUCGCAACCAGCAAGCGGCCGCCUACCAGAAACCCACUGAGCGGUUCAUUACACCGCUCUAACUCGGAAUCCUUCCAGUCUGCCACUGUGCCACCUGGUCAUCUCGGAGUCCACGUUGAUUUGCGCUGGUUCCUCACAGGAUUCCAGUUGGUCUGGACCAGAGACUAUUUAAAAGAAGUCAAUGUUACUCUUUUCUACUGUUAACUUAGCGCGCAACAAAGAUGCAAUGCAAUUUUUGUAACACUUGUAUUAAUUCAACAGCAUUUUACAUUUCAGAAGCAUUGUAAAUGCUUUUCCAAUAGAAUUUAGACUUGAGGGUGCUUAGAAUAUUUUGUCAGAAUUUAUAUUUUUUUCUGUUUCAUCUUUUGUUUUGUGGUACGUUGAGCGCCGAGUUCUCUUGUGGAUGUUCCAACUUCUCUGUCAUAACUUUUGGUCUCUCAUUUGUCAGAGUUAGUACGAUAUUAACUAACUCCUAGGAGUUUAAUACUUUCAAGUGACAUGGUCACCAAUGCAGGCAAUUUUUCUCUGAGAGAAAAAUAAAUUAUAUACGUAUAAAUUUCAGUAGGCUGUUCCUCCACGUUUGUGUCUGAGGUUUGCUGCCGUGGUGAAUGAAUGUUGAAGAUGAGGAUCCUCUUGUUCUAACCAGCACAUUGAAUGUUAUCUGAACUGUUAUAUAUUUCAACUGCACAAAAAGCUACUUUUCUAAAUAAACUCAUGUUUUCAAAU
Messenger RNA from Syngnathus acus (greater pipefish), 6036 nucleotides. RefSeq names its product PH domain leucine-rich repeat-containing protein phosphatase 1-like. The record is from RefSeq and is a predicted model, not a curated record. The transcript has 17 exons. Lineage: Eukaryota; Metazoa; Chordata; Actinopteri; Syngnathiformes; Syngnathidae. Gene Ontology annotation, molecular function: protein binding. The coding region runs from base 294 to 5372 and encodes 1692 amino acids.